UCUGCCUGCCUGUGGAAGGACACCGUUGGCACUAACUUUGGGUUGGCGUGUAAAUGGGGAACCUCCCUUUACCUUUUUAUUUUUUUUGUAGGGGUGGGCGCCCUAAAACAAACACCAUAUGGCACCUGGGGGGGUGCCGCCUUGGUGCUCCCAGCACCGUCACACGGUGACAAGUUAGAGGGUGGAUCAGUGCCGCUCGAGCCUUCGCUGAUUAGCGUGUGAGCCCCUUGCUAAAACGCUGGCGACGACUCCCUGGAGGUCUGCCUGAACUGCGAGUGCGACUGUAAUUUAUGGCUCGUCUAAAAAACAAUGAAAUCUCUUCACCCUAAAUUAAAAGCAAAGGCCGCAUAAUCGAAUUGCGAACGCGCUAAAUGCAGGGGCCGUUCAUUUGGAGGGCAGACUGGGGGUCGGCGGUUUUACAGCCAUGAUGGCGCAGCGGACCCCGUCGGGGUGCACAGGACCGACUUCCAGGCUGAGCACAAAUUGGAACUCCGAGCUGUGAAGUUGGCCCUGCCAGAACUGCUUGAGGAAGAGGGACGCGGGGCUCCUGAUGCAGUUGCAGGACCUCGACCGACAGAUCAGCGAGCUGAGGUUGGAUUCUGAGAAACCUUCUGACCACAUAGAAGCUGACAGCCGGCCCAGUUCGGGUUUUUACGAGCUGAGCGACGGGGCCUCUGGCUCGCUCUCCAACUCCUCCAACUCGGUUUUCAGCGAGUGUUUGUCCAGUUGCCACUCCAGCACCUGUUUCUGCAGCCCUUUGGAGGCAUCCCUGAGCAUUCCAGAUGGUCAGCCUAAGUGUGCAGAUGACCUCAUGGUUUGGACGGAGUGUGCCGACGGGCACUGCCAAGAUCAACACUUGGGCACAGGUAGGCGCUCUGCCUCUGUCCCCGUCGUUGACGGGUCAUCCGAUGUCCAAAUCAAGUACCAGUGUGACCUGAUUUCACGAAACGGGAUUGACGUCUAUCGUUACCCAAGUCCGCUUCAUGCCGUGGCUGUGCAGAGCCCCAUGUUCUUCCAGUCGCUCGUUGGCCACUUCAGAGAUGAAGCCCUCCAGCUGAGAGGCAAUGAUUCGGCCAAGGGUGACCCGACGGCAGUGCUUCAGAGCCCCUUUUCGCCACCCACCAAGCGCCUGGAAUCUUACAUCCUUGGACUCCUACAGAAGCGGGCACAGCCCAUGAGGACUAACAAGCCCAGGACGAGCAUCAACGCCGACCCUGCCAAGGGCAUCCUGAGACAAGGGAGUGUUUGUGCCAAGCAGGCGACCGGUGGCCCUCAAGUCAAAGCUGCCAGGACAAACUGCACGAGGACAGCCGAUUGCGGAGUGCAAGCAUCUCCUGGCAAGCAGUGGCUGGCUGAAGCCAAUGUGGAGUUGAGACACCCUGCUGCCUGCCCAUGUCCCCCUGACCAGCGUGGGGCUAGCGGCAGCCUUCCAAAGAAGAGAGCGCCAGGGGUCACUAAGGGUCUUCCACUCGGAGGCACCGGUGAGGUGAGCCAAACCCACGUGCUCGCCUCGCCCAAAGACACGGUGCGGAGGCAUUCUGCCAAGGCUGAAGAAAACAAAGGGACCGCGUCCCCCAAGAAGGGCCUCAUGCUGCCCGCCGUGGAUGAACGGCCCAUUCUAGAGCUGAGGAGCGAGGGGUCGUCCUCUCAAAGUCUCGAGGAGGGCAGCAGACAUAUGGUGAGUGCCCACUAUGUCCCUGCCCAGAAGCAAGUGGUGAAGCUCCGAAAGGGCCUCAGAGCGGUGAAGGUCGUGAAGACAAGAAGUGCUACUGGCAGAGGCAAAGCGCAGGCCAACGUGGCGCCCGAAGCGAGUCGGGAGAAGUCAAGGACGGCCAACGUAAAGUAUCGCCUCCCAAGUGAGGCUCCCAAAAAAUCCUCGAGUAAGACGAAGAGAAAUGGCAGCUCCCCGAAUGAUGGUGGCCCACCGGUCCGGCACUCUAAGCAUGCCGGGCACAGCCGGGACGUUGUACUGACCAAGCCGAGGUACAAGAGGAGCGACUACCGGCGGUACAAGACCCUGGGCGACAGCUCGUAUGACGAGGCCCUGCGGCGGGCCAGGAGGCGGCACAAGAGGGAGGCGGCAGGGCAGCUGUCCACCCUCUACGUGCCAUCCAAGCUCCCGUACCGGAGCCCCUACGCGUACACGGGCAGCGACUCUGAGUACUCGGCCGAGUGCGCCUCGCUCUUCCACUCCACCGUGCUGGACACCAGCGAGGACGAGCAGAGCAACUACACGACCAACCGCUUCGGCGACAGCGAGUCGAGCGUGGACGAGGCAGACUUCGUCCGGGACAGCAGCAGCUCGGGCGACUCGGAGGAAAGCGGGGGGCUCGUCUGGCCGCAGUUUGGCCAGGCGCCCACUGGCCCCCCGCAGGCAGAGGCCUUCGUGAAAAUCAAGGCCUCUCAUAACCUGAAGAAGAAGAUCCUCCGCUUCCGCUCGGGAUCCUUAAAGUUGAUGACCACCGUGUGAUGGCCUCUAGACGUCCGCGCGGCCCGGGUCGUCGGCCCAGCCCUUAGCCUCUAAGGCACGUGAACUGGACCGGUGCCCGCGGACACUGACAUAUUUUUUAUUUUUUUUUCCUCUAUUUAUUGCUAACUGUGGAUACACGAGUGUAAAUAGAAUCCCGGGAUUCGGGUGUCCAUUUUUUAAUAAAGAUAUUUAAAAUGACUGGAAA
Polypterus senegalus (gray bichir) is the source of this 2675-nucleotide messenger RNA. RefSeq names its product dishevelled-binding antagonist of beta-catenin 1 (gene dact1). The transcript is spliced from 4 exons. Gene Ontology annotation, cellular component: cytoplasm. The record is from RefSeq and is a predicted model, not a curated record. Lineage: Eukaryota; Metazoa; Chordata; Cladistia; Polypteriformes; Polypteridae. The coding region runs from base 551 to 2470 and encodes 639 amino acids. Gene Ontology annotation, biological process: regulation of Wnt signaling pathway, planar cell polarity pathway; negative regulation of canonical Wnt signaling pathway; negative regulation of JNK cascade.